This is a messenger RNA of Tinamus guttatus (white-throated tinamou), 1595 nucleotides long. Lineage: Eukaryota; Metazoa; Chordata; Aves; Tinamiformes; Tinamidae. The record is from RefSeq and is a predicted model, not a curated record.
UUUUGUUUGUUUAGAAGCCUGAAAGUACUGAGCAGAGACAAAAUGGUCUUAAAAUGGUGGACCAAGCAAUAUGGUCCAAAAAGAUGUCAAACGGGGCAAGACGCAUACCAGUGUCACCUGACCAGGCUAGGUCAUACAACAGACAGAUGCGGCCAGCUAUUUUAGAUCACAGCUCUGGGGCCAAGUGGACAAACACGUCAAAUCAUCCGGAAUAUUUGGUAGGAGAAGAGGCACUAUAUGUUAAUCCACUUGAUUCUUACAAUAUUCACUGGCCUAUUAGAAGAGGGCAGUUGAAUCUCCACUCAGGACCUGGUGGUUCCCUCACUGCAGUAUUAGCUGAUCUAGAAGUUAUAUGGUCACAUGCAAUACAAAAAUACCUGGAAAUACCAUUGAAAGACCUAAAGUACUACAGGUGUAUUUUACUAAUUCCAGACAUCUAUAAUAAGCAACAUGUGAAAGAACUGGUAAAUAUGAUCCUAAUGAAGAUGGGCUUCUCAGGGAUUGUGGUACAUCAGGAGUCCGUGUGUGCUACUUUUGGAAGUGGUUUAAGCAGUGCAUGUAUAGUAGAUGUGGGAGAUCAGAAGACAAGUGUUUGCUGUGUAGAGGAUGGUGUUUCCCAUCGCAACACCAGGCUGUGCCUUGCAUACGGAGGAUCUGAUGUGUCCAGGUGUUUUUACUGGCUUAUGCAACGAGCUGGGUUCCCCUAUAGAGACUGUCAGCUGACUAAUAAGUUGGAUUGCCUGCUGCUUCAGCACUUAAAGGAAACCUUCUGUCAUCUAGACCAGGAUAUUUCUGGACUGCAAGACCACGAGUUUCAAAUUCGUCAUCCAGAUUCACCAGCUUUAUUAUACCAGUUCCGAUUAGGGGAUGAAAAAUUACAGGCUCCAAUGGCUCUGUUUUAUCCAGCAACUUUUGGAAUUGUGGGACAGAAAAUGACAACUUUACAACACAGGUCUCAAGGUGACCCUGAGGAUCCUCAUGAUGAGCAUUAUCUCUUAGCCACACAGAGUAAGCAGGAGCAGUCUUCAAAAGCUACAGCUGAUAGAAAAUCUAUGUCCAAGCCUGGUGGAUUUGAAGGAGACUUGCGAGGCCCGGCCUCAGACAUUUCAGAGAGAAUCUACCCUCAAGAAGUGGAAUUGGGAUCUUCUCAGGGUGAUUGUAUGAUGUCUGGAAAUGACUCAGAGGAACCUUUAACUGCACACAUGUCCAGGAAAACAGCUAUCUCUCAGUUUGAAGGCAAAGCCUUGGGCCUUGACAAAGCCAUUCUUCAUAGUAUUGACUGCUGUGCAUCUGAUGAUACAAAAAAGAAGAUGUACAGCUCCAUCCUAGUAGUAGGAGGAGGCCUUAUGUUUCAUAAGGCUCAAGAGUUUCUUCAACACCGAAUUCUCAACAAAAUGCCACCUUCUUUCAGAAGAGUUGUUGAAAAUGUUGAAGUCAUUACAAGACCUAAGGACAUGGAUCCCCGCUUAAUUGCAUGGAAAGGAGGUGCAGUUUUGGCCUGUCUCGAUACAACUCAGGAGCUGUGGAUUUACCAGCGAGAAUGGCAGCGCUUCGGUGUCAGAAUGCUGCGAGAGCGAGCUGCCUUUGUGUGGUAA